This is a messenger RNA of Eremothecium sinecaudum, 1602 nucleotides long. RefSeq lists its product as uncharacterized. Lineage: Eukaryota; Fungi; Ascomycota; Saccharomycetes; Saccharomycetales; Saccharomycetaceae. The transcript has a single exon. The record is from RefSeq and is a predicted model, not a curated record. Bases 1 to 1602 code for a protein of 533 amino acids.
AUGAUUCGAGGCAACCAAGGAACGACACCGAGUUUAUUGAAAUCUCUACCUAUAGAUACUGUAUUAACUCCAGAUCCAGCCCCUGUUCUUCGUGUAGGCAUAAUUACAGCUCCAUUACAAAAGCUUGGAGGGGAAGGCGUCUUGGCGGCGUCCUGCCAACCUGCAGUACAGGGUUUCGUUGCAGAGGAAAUCAUGGAUGAUUUUGGAAGUGGUGAGCAAUUGUCGACCGGCCUAGCGACAAGGUUGAUGCCGCCUUACAAUCCUAGAUACAAAUGUGGUAGUACGUUAGUUGCUGAUGCGAGGGUUUCCGAGCAACAGCCAGUACAAGUACAGACGCAUUCUCGUAACGGGGCUUGGAGAAGUCUACGUUGCAAUAAGGUCUCAAGUACCCCUAAAGAGAUAAAAUCUCCAUCUAAAUCAAAGUUAUCCCUUCUGGACGAUCAAAAUUUGACAAGUUUCCCAAUACCGCCUCCAAGGAAGUCUCCAACCCGCAAUAAUGAGUACCUGUCCAACUCUGUGUCAAUGAGGGUUCAUGCGCAUGAUAGGAGAAUAAGUCUGGAACCGGCUGUAAAAGACGUUGAUAAUAUUAAUGAACUUGUCCUUAUUGAAGAUUACGUUUCUAGUGCAUCAGAUAUGGCACCUAAUUGUACAUCCGGGUUUCUUAAUACCGCUCCGAGAAGAUGUGACAUUCGUGCGACAAAGAAGAAGAUGUCGUUAUCUGAUUUGAAGAGCAGGAUUAACAAAAGUAACCACACCGGAAGAGUGCCUUUGAGAUUGAAAAAUUCCAGACAAUUGUCGCUUCAUAGUUCUCUGACAUUAACUCCUCGUGUGGUGAACGAUUCUGACGUUGCAUAUCGGGAAGAGACUCCAACGGAGUUUUUCAGGGACGAAUUCACUGGGUAUCAAUUGCAUAAUAAGCAACUAGCCCACAGAAAAUGCGGGAGUGAAGAUGGCAGCGCGCCUCUCCGCUCAUCACCGGACGUUAUCGAUGAUCAAACAACAAAUAGCACAAGUGUUACUGCUGUGAGCUCCAACGUAGACAAGAUUUUACUGGAUAUCCUAAAGCCUGCGGAAUUAAGCUCAUGCGUUUCUGAUAAGUACCUGUCAGAUCUGAAUAUUACCAGCCAACUGAGGUACUGUGUCAUUUGCGAGAAACCAUUAUACGAAUUGAGUGCAUUAAUACCCCCAGAUAAGAACUUCCGCGAGAUCCUGUGCCAAGAUUGUACGGAAAAGUAUGAGAAAGCCUCCAAAAUACUGGAAGACUACGAAUUCGAGACCACGGUCGAGUCCAUCGACGACUUCAUGGAUAGUUCUAUGGAGAGCGGACUGGGUGAUGAGCCUCGUGUGAUUGUAGCGAACCACAAUGAUAAAUUCGUGACAAAAAAGUUUUCCCAUCAGUUAUUGAACCGACUGUACCUGCAAUCGAACAACGUUAGUGCGACUACAGAAUCACCCACUUUGUCUAAUUUUCGGAAAGGCAUUAAUAUGGGAAAGUCGCUGGAUGCAUCCACCAGGGCAUGGUUUUAUGCCGCUAAAAAUAAGUUGAGAUGGAGGUGGAGGGCCAGUGGUCUUCUGCCAUGGUUUUUAACAAGUAGUCGAUGA